Kockovaella imperatae is the source of this 636-nucleotide messenger RNA. Its product is annotated as DnaJ domain-containing protein. The annotation marks the transcript as partial. The record is from RefSeq and is a predicted model, not a curated record. Lineage: Eukaryota; Fungi; Basidiomycota; Tremellomycetes; Tremellales; Cuniculitremaceae. Gene Ontology annotation, cellular component: endomembrane system. The transcript is spliced from 4 exons.
AGCUGGACCAAGGAAGACUAUGAAAUCUUUGAUAUCGUCAGCGAGCUAGAGGCUGCAGAGGGCAAAGGCACCACGUUCUACUCUUGGUUGGAGAUUGAACCGUCUGCAUCGAAAAAUGAUAUCGUCAAGGCGUACAGAAAGAAAUCAUUGGAGCUACAUCCCGACAAGAAUGUUGGAGGCAAAGAUAUCGAAGCUCGAUUUGCCAGGCUCGGUCUCAUCAAUGAGAUUCUGAGAUCACCAGAACGAAGAGACAGGUACAACUUCUUCUACAAGAACGGUGUGCCGAAAUGGCGGGGAACAGGCUACUACUAUUCUCGAUACAGACCGACCUUGUCUCAUACGCUCAUCUUCUUGGUCUUUUUGACAUCCCUGUUCCAGUUGUUGGUCUUACGGAUGAAUUACUCCAGGGAUAAGAAGAGAGUCGAUUACUUUUACACCACGGCAUUGGCGCUCAACAAAAAUGGAGCUGGGAAAAGGGAAAAAUUUUACGACCCCAACUCGACAGCUGGACCUGAGGAGCAAGAUGUCCCUGAGGUCGUCGGGCGCAGAGUCAAAGUGCCAAUGGUCCAAGGUCAUGAUAUGGCUGGCGUGCUUGAUCUUGCUGUGGUCAAUGACCAAGUUUACGUCGUAAGUUGA